UUCCCAUUGUGGCAAAUGAAGAGAGAGCAGGGAGAAGCAGAAGGCAGAGCAGCAGGAAGUGGAUUUCCACACACUGAAAAUACUGCUUUCCACUGAAUAUUCAGUUCCAAAAACAUGUAAUCAAGAUGAAGAUGUAUAUGACUUUCCUCUGCUUGAGCUGUGGAUGGAUGCAAACAACUUGUGCUGCUAGUGUGACUCUGUCACCAUCCUCUGCACCAGUGACACCCACUCAAGAUGAGAGCUCCAAACUUGUGGAUUGGCUGAUGAAGUAUGGUUACCUCCCACCCUCAGACCCUUCCACCGGUCAGCUGCAGGCUUGGACAGGUGUCACCAGUGCUGUGAGGGCCAUGCAAAGGUUUGCAGGCCUAAAAGACAGCGGAGUUGUAGAUGAGGAGACAAUGGCGGUGAUGAACACGCCACGCUGCUCACUACCGGACCAGGAGGAAUCAUCCAACCAAGAGAAAAUAAAUAUGAGGAGGCGGAGAAGAUGGGCUGUCUCCAUGUGGACGCGCAGGAACAUCAACUGGAGGUUGCAAUCAUAUCCCUCCUCUUCUCAUCUGUCUCGGGAAACAAUUCGCUCACUUAUCUUCUACGCUUUAAGAGUGUGGGCCGAGCCAACGCCACUGGAGUUCCAUGAGGUGGGCAGUCCGGAUGCAGCUGACCUGCGGGUAGACUUCUUCCAUGGUUACCAUGGUGAUGACUACCCCUUUGAUGGGGCAGGUGGAGCAGUAGGCCACGCUUUCUUCCCCUCAGACCCAGCCCGGGCAGGAGUAGUUCAUUUGGAUGCGGAGGAAGAGUGGGCAUUCAGACAGCCAGUCUCUGAGGGUACCGACCUGUUCACAGUGCUGGUUCAUGAGUUUGGCCACGCACUGGGCCUUCCUCAUUCCUCAUCCCGUCACUCAGUCAUGAGGCCAUACUACCUGGGUCCUGUCGGAGACCCUCUCCACUACCGCCUGGGACCCCAAGACCUGGAGCACAUCACUCAGCUCUAUGGCCAAAUGAACAAGCUGCUGUCUACGGAGGCUCCUCGUAUCACCACAGAGUUGCACCACAGAGGCCAUCAUCAUCAUCGUCGUCAGCAUCAUCAUAGGCAUGGCCCCUCCAUAGAUCACUGUAACACC
Maylandia zebra (zebra mbuna) is the source of this 1121-nucleotide messenger RNA. The record is from RefSeq and is a predicted model, not a curated record. Lineage: Eukaryota; Metazoa; Chordata; Actinopteri; Cichliformes; Cichlidae.